Messenger RNA from Prunus armeniaca (apricot), 1017 nucleotides. The record is from the annotation of a GenBank genome assembly. Lineage: Eukaryota; Viridiplantae; Streptophyta; Magnoliopsida; Rosales; Rosaceae.
AUGGCAGUGAUCAAGCACAGAAAACUCUUCCCAGCUGCACCAGUUUCCACAAACCAAACUGACUGUCCAGAAUUUUGUGGCCCAGAUUGUGCAUAUGGCUGCUACCCUUAUGCAGAUUUCUACAUCCCACCACCCCCACCAUUAUCUGCAAUUGAUCAAAAUGACCAAAACCACCAUAUCUCACCAUAUGUGGUGCUCUUAGUGUCUUUGCUAGCCAGUCUUUUGCUCCUUAUUGGCUACUAUGUUAUUGUGGUAAAGUCUUACACAAGUUUGUGUAGUUACAGAAGCAAUGGAUCCUCUCUCUCUCAAUCUGGCAGCACAGAUGAGGAGUUUCUUGCAGAGAACCAAGUAGACCAUCCGGUGUGGCUCAUCUCCACCGUUGGAUUGCAACAGUCGAUCAUAAAUUCAAUCACAGUUUGUAAGUACAAGAAAGAUGAGGGCUUGAUUGAAGGAGCCGAGUGUUCGGUUUGUUUGACUGAGUUUCAGGAAGAUGAGACUCUCAGGCUGCUGCCCAAGUGCAGCCAUGCUUUUCAUGUCUCUUGUAUUGAUACUUGGUUGAGGUCUCACACGAAUUGCCCGCUGUGCCGAGCUAAUAUUCUGAGGCCUCCUAAUUUGGCUUCUGUGGACACAAAUGAAGAGACCCAAGUGGAAAAUUCUGAGAGUGAAAUUGCAUUGGGUGUGGAUAAUCAACAGGGAUAUGAUGAGGUUUGUGAAAGCAGAGCUGAAACAGAGGAUGAAGGUGAAGAAGAACACCAAGUUCGUUUUGAAAAUGCAUCAAAGGAGGCAACAAAUUCUAAUGGGAAUUCCAUUCUUGAACUUAUAAGGAGGUCCUGGUCUUUUGAUUCUUCCUUGGCUGCAAACAUGUUAGUCAUCAAAUUGAAGAAUGCUGAGAAAUUGCAUUCGGAUGUUGCUCGAAAGCGAUAUUCUUCAAUUGGUCAAUCUCUACAUUUAAGCCCUGUUUUGAUGAAGAGGUCUUUGAGACGUAAGUGGAGCAUGAUUUCUGUUCUUCCCCAGUAA